Peronospora belbahrii is the source of this 1716-nucleotide messenger RNA. The record is from the annotation of a GenBank genome assembly. NCBI's taxonomy places the organism in Eukaryota, Oomycota, Peronosporomycetes, Peronosporales, Peronosporaceae.
AUGACUGUUGAUGAUGUUGCUGCAUUGCCUCUGUCGACUUCUGCGUCUUUGUCUUCAGCUUCAAGCUCUGGAGGUGACGACGUGCAGUCAGUAGCUUCCAUAGUGAAGCCAGUGGACCCAGCGAGGAAGGAAGAAGAAGAAGAUGCAGGUGAUAAUGCACCAGCAGUUACUGGAGAGAAUUCUCAUGGAUUGGUGAGUGCAUUUGGUAUGAUAAAAGACCGAGCAGUUACAGCCAAGAAGUCAUUAGGACCUCAAUUAUCACAGAUGAGAGACAAAACAAGCAAACAGUUAGAGAGAUACCAGCCAACGAUUGUCAAAAAGGCUACGACGUCAGCUACUGCAGGGCUCACGACAGCAGCAAGUAAAGUAAAGGAAGGAUCGAGUCAAGGUUGGAGUAUGUUUAUGAACGGGUUGGCAGCGGCUCGACCUGUGGCCGGGAGGAUUCAAACAAUGGGAUUGAAUGUAAUGACAGACAUUUAUUUAGGAGACACUUCAGUGGAUAUUUUAAAGUAUGUUGAGGGCCCUAGGAAUGCAAGUUGUAUCUUUCUUUUGAAGUACAAGAAUUUAACAGCAGAGUCGCCGAUUCGAGCAAAAGGACUAUUGAGAAUGACACGAACAGUCAGCAAUUCUAGUACUCACUCGACUGAUAAUGAUCAAGUGACUUUUAUUAGUCCUGGAGAUCAUGUUUUUGCUUCACCUUAUUUGCUAGGAAAUAUUCUGCUAUAUUGUGGAGACUUGCUAGUAUUGGCGCGAGUAUCUUGCGUAAAUAAAGGUUGUCGGGACUUUGUCAGCUCGGAACAGCGGUUGGAAAAGUUUUGCGUUCGUUACGGACAUCUUCCAUCUAGUCUUCGCUUUGCGUACUGGGAGAAGACAACCAACGCUCGAAAGACCCGAGAAACUGCUGAGUUGGACUACGACACAUACUUGCAUAUGGGCCUAUCGAAGGGUGAUGCGACGGAGUCAAUCAUGACGGAUGUUCGACGAACAUAUGGUCGUGUUGCACCUCACAAGCGCGCGUCCGACUACAAAGAUAAAGUGUCCGAGGAAGACUUGACCAGACAGUUGAGCGAUAUUUUGCACGCGCUGGCAGGUCGAUUUCCAGUCGUUGGGUAUUGUCAAGGCAUGGAUUAUAUUGCUGCACAUGUACUAAACAAAGUGAAGAGGAGUGGCUCUGCUCAGGACACAAAAGGUGAAGCAGAGAGCACAUAUUGGCUGCUCGUGACGCUCUUUGAGCAGUACGGUCUACACGAUAUGUUUGCACCAGGACUACAACGGUUGCAUGUGCACUGUUUUCAGGCGCAAAAGCUAUUCGAGUUGGCUGAUCCAGGUCUUGUGGAACAUUUUGCAAUUGAGAAGGUGCCCAUUGAGAUGUUUGCAGUUGGUUGGUUCCAGACGCUUUAUCUCUACUUGAACGUGCUUCCGACGGAAUCUCUGGAUCGUAUUUGGGAUAUUUUUCUAUAUGAAAAGAGUUGGAAGAUCAUGCUUCGAGUGGCAAUAGCAAUUUUAAAGCUAUCAGGAAAGUUUGUCAUGAACAAACCAAUUGAUGAGAUUAUGGAGUUUUUCAACACCUUUGCAGAUAAUGCACAGGAAAUACUUGCCGAAAUGCCACUAUUGGAACGUGCUUUGUGUUUCAAAGUGACAAAUACGGUACUUUCUAAACUGACUAAGCAGCAUAUUAAGUACAAGCGAACGUCUCCUACGAAGAUGCCCAUAUGA